Entrophospora sp. SA101 is the source of this 1596-nucleotide messenger RNA. The record is from the annotation of a GenBank genome assembly. Lineage: Eukaryota; Fungi; Glomeromycota; Glomeromycetes; Entrophosporales; Entrophosporaceae.
AUGCCACAAGUUAAAUUAACCAUUGUGAUCGCUAGUACUAAGGCAAUCGUUACUGUGGGAAUGAAUAUGUGGAAAGGCAUAAAUGGAAUGCAACUCUUACUAUAUGGCACUAGCUUAGAAACUAUGAUGGAAAAUAAUGCCUCGUCGCUUUAUUCAUUAAAGACUGAGUAUAAUGCAGACUCUAUAGAAUUUUGUCCAUUUCAAACACACUCAGAAUUUUUAACAUGUGGAACUUAUCAAUUAGUUCGUAAUGAAGAAGUAAAAGAUGAAAUUCCAAAAAGACAAGAAAUACAAAGGAUUGAAAUGAACGCUAUACCUGAUAUGAAAUGGUCACAUCAGUUAUUAUCUGAUAAAUAUAUUUUGUCUGUAGCAGAUGCAAAUGGGAUGAUUUCUUUAUAUGAAUUUGAUAAGAAUAGAUUAAGCCCAAUAACGAAAUUUAUGGCCAAUAAUGACGAAAAAUUGUGUCUUUCUCUUGAAUGGUCAAAUAGAAUUAAUUUAAGUUCAUCGUCACCAUCUUCAUCCUCUUCUUCAAUCGUAGUUUCUCAAAGUGAUGGAAGCGUUAUUGUCAUGUCUGUUGAUCAACAAAUUGGAAUUUGUGAAAAGAAUAGAUGGAUUGCACACGAAUUUGAAGCAUGGAUUGCAACUUUUAAUUAUUGGAAUCCAAAUAUUGUUUAUACUGGUUGGGAUAUAAGAAUGGAUUUAUCAACAUCAAUAUUUUCCAAUACAAAACACGAGGAAGGCGUUUGUAGUAUUCAAUCUAAUCCUCAUACGGAAAAUUAUUUUAUUUCCGGAAGUUACGAUGAAAAUGUUUUACUUUGGGACACAAGAUCACUAAAAAGCCCCGUAAAUACCUAUAAUAUUAAUGGUGGUGUUUGGAGAUUAAAAUGGCAUCCAUUCAAUAAAGAUUUAUUUGUUGCUGCUUGUAUGUAUAAUGGAUUUCAUGUAAUCAAAACGAGCGACGAAUUAAAAGGCAAAAACGACAAUGAUGAUGUUGUAAUAACGAUGAUGAAAUCUUCAAGUUUUAUGAAGCAUCAAUCGAUUGCUUAUGGUGUUGACUGGUCGUAUUCAAGAAACCUGAAUCAUAACAAAUCGUUAUUAGCAAGUUGUUCAUUUUAUGAUAAUCUUGUACAUCUUUGCGAAUCAAUAUAUAUAUUGUAUGUCGAUGGUUUAACCAAUGAUGGGCUACACGAGGAAGGCGUUUGUAGUAUUCAAUCUAAUCCUCAUACGGAAAAUUAUUUUAUUUCCGGAAGUUACGAUGAAAAUGUUUUACUUUGGGACACAAGAUCACUAAAAAGCCCCGUAAAUACCUAUAAUAUUAAUGGUGGUGUUUGGAGAUUAAAAUGGCAUCCAUUCAAUAAAGAUUUAUUUGUUGCUGCUUGUAUGUAUAAUGGAUUUCAUGUAAUCAAAACGAGCGACGAAUUAAAAGGCAAAAACGACAAUGAUGAUGUUGUAAUAACGAUGAUGAAAUCUUCAAGUUUUAUGAAGCAUCAAUCGAUUGCUUAUGGUGUUGACUGGUCGUAUUCAAGAAACCUGAAUCAUAACAAAUCGUUAUUAGCAAGUUGUUCAUUUUAUGAUAAUCUUGUACAUCUUUGGUAA